This is a messenger RNA of Closterium sp. NIES-65, 1632 nucleotides long. The record is from the annotation of a GenBank genome assembly. NCBI's taxonomy places the organism in Eukaryota, Viridiplantae, Streptophyta, Zygnematophyceae, Desmidiales, Closteriaceae.
AUGUCGCCGGGCGCGACAGCUCUCGCCAUGACGCACCUUCCCUCUGCCGCGACCGCCGCCGCCAUUCCCAGCGACUGCUACAAUGGCGGGCCCUGGGGGGGACUGGCGGGAGGGGGCGACUCUGCAUGGAGCAGCGGACUUGCCAAGUGCGACGUCGACGGCAAUGGCGGUGCGGGACUUUAUUCUCUCGAUGGCCGCGGCAAUGACGACGGCGGCGGCAACGGCGGCGGCAACGGCAAUGGCAAGAGGGUUCUUAGCCCACCGGACCCUGAUCGCCAUGGGGAAGGCAGCGGAGACGGCGCUGCCGGCAGCGGCAUCACGAACGCUGUGGCCGUCGCGAUGACGAUUCCAUCGACGGCUGUCGACGCGUGGGGAUCGUCCUCGCGAUCGGCGCGCCGAUCGUGCAACGCGAACGCGGCGCCGCGAUGGAUGGAUCCGCGCUGCGGCGGUGCCGUUGCGGCGUCCGCGACGAGAAUGGCGAGCGGCAGCACUGCGGAAGGAAAUGCGGCGGCGGGCUUUGCGGCGACGGCGGCGACGGUGGGAGGUGUAGCGGCCUUUGCGGCGACGGAGGCGGCGGCGACGGCGGAGGGUGCGGACGAGGACGACGAGUGGUUGAGCAUGGACGUCGCGCGGGAGUGGGAGGGCGCGGUAGCGGCGGAAGCCAAUCAGCGGGGAACGCGCGAGCGCGAGACGAGCAGCACGGGCUGCUACGGGCCGUCCUCGGAGCGCGCGAACGGGUCGAGGCGCCAGGCCUGCGCGGAUCGCGCUGGCGACGCGCCAGCGACGCUUGGAACCCUUGCGACGGCGGCGCUGUCGCCCGCGAUUACUGCCGGAGAUGCUGCGACGGUCGCGAGCGACAAUGUCUCUGGAGGCGGGUCGGAUUGGCGGGAGGACACCGCGCCGUGCGGCCGCGCGGGCGCGUGGGAAGAAGAUAACCGCUGCGCGGACACGCGACACGGGGGAAACCACGCGGCGGCGUUUCCCGCAGCGGGAGAAGCGGGCUGCGCGUCAGGGGUGGGCGGAAGCCAUGGGGGAACCAGCCGGCGAGGGGAGGCGCAAACGGGGAGCCAAGGGGGAAGCCAUGUUCCGCCAUACGGGGGUGGGGAGGAUGCGCGGGAGGACAGGAAGCAGAGGCGCAUGGUGAGCAACCGCGAGUCUGCUCGACGGUCGAGGCUGCGCAAACAAACGCACGUGGAUGCAAUGAAGCUCAAGGCGUGCAGGCUGCAAGGGCACAACACGGACAUGGCGGUGCGCCUCACAACAGCCUCAGAGAACCUCAACCAGAUCACGCGGGAGAAUCGCCUGCUGCGAUCCCAAGCCACCGACCUCUCACGCCGCCUGCAGCGCCUGCACUUAGGAGCUGCCUCCAGCUUGCCAGGAUUAGAGGGAAUGGGAAGGCUGGAUAUGCACUUGGGCGGCACUUUCGGCGGGCCAGGCCAUGCGUUGGGUGGGCCAGGCGAUGCUUUUGCUGCGAAGCCGACGGCGUUUCUGUCAGGAAUGGAUCCUGCUGCAGCAGCUGCCAGUGCAGCAGCAGCAGCACAUUGCCGAGCACAGUAUGGGUUGGGCUUGGCGUCAAAAUAUUCAGCAGGCACGGGCUAUGCUGCAUCUCCUUGUCUCUUUGAUCCGUACUAA